Molecule: messenger RNA, 951 nt
Organism: Penicillium expansum
Lineage: Eukaryota; Fungi; Ascomycota; Eurotiomycetes; Eurotiales; Aspergillaceae
Product: Tyrosine/serine-protein phosphatase IphP-type
Exons: 5
Coding region: 1-951 (316 amino acids)
Biological process (GO): dephosphorylation
Molecular function (GO): phosphoprotein phosphatase activity
Source: RefSeq, a predicted model, not a curated record
AUGUCGCGCCAUAACAGUGUGGACCUAGACUCUCCCGAUCGGCCUUUCGACAACAUCAUCAAUUUCCGCGAUGUCGGCCGGUCGGUUAAUCAAUUUUGUCGCAAAGAGAUCUUAAAAGAAGGCGUGUUCUUUCGCAGUGCAAGGCUCGACGAUGCUUCAGAACGAGAUAAACGCCGUUUAGCGGAAGAAUUACACAUUCACACUGUCAUUGAUCUCCGUUCCCAAACAGAACACCAAAUGGGCACGCGCAAACGCCGAAGCGAAAAUGCCAAAUCAGAUCCAUCAACAAAUUCACCCUCGCCAUCCCCAUCACCAUUACCCACAGACCCAAUCCCAACAAACCCAGACGAACACCUCCUCCAAAUCCCCGGCUCAAAACGAGCUCUAAUAAGCCUAACCGGCAAAGGCUUCGAACGCGCCUUAAUAUCAAAAUUAGACUGGUUGACAUAUCUCAAAACAAUCGGCCUCGUAACAACCGGCUACCGCAGCGACGCCGUGCGUCUAGUCUGCGGGUCAGUAAUGCAACCGCGCGGCCUAACAGGUCUAGCGCAAGACACGCUAGAUUCCAGCAUGGGCGAGAUCCGCUCCGUAUUCGAGAUCCUGGCGUGCGAGGAAUCAUACCCGACAUUAGUGCACUGCACGCAGGGGAAGGACCGGACGGGUCUGGUUGUGUUGCUUAUGUUACUGCUUGUUGGGGGUGUGGUGCCGGUUGAGGCGAUUGUUGAUGAUUACAGUCGGUCUGAGCUGGAGCUUGUGUCGGAGUUUGACGAGAGGAUGGAGGAGAUUAGGGCUAUUGGGCUUGGGGAGGAUUAUACGCGUUGUCCGCCUGGUUUUGUUCGUGAUACGACCGAGUACCUUGAGAAUAGGUACGGGGGUGUUAGGGGGUAUUUGGAGAAGGUUGGGGUUGGGUAUGAGAUGCAGGAGAGGGUCAGAGUGAAGUUUAUGGCUUGA